Messenger RNA from Penicillium nucicola, 1575 nucleotides. RefSeq lists its product as uncharacterized. NCBI's taxonomy places the organism in Eukaryota, Fungi, Ascomycota, Eurotiomycetes, Eurotiales, Aspergillaceae. Gene Ontology annotation, cellular component: membrane. The coding region runs from base 1 to 1575 and encodes 524 amino acids. The transcript has 4 exons. Gene Ontology annotation, molecular function: transmembrane transporter activity. The record is from RefSeq and is a predicted model, not a curated record. Gene Ontology annotation, biological process: transmembrane transport.
AUGGAAGUCUCAAAACCCGACGCGCCCACGGCAGAUUCUAACCUCGAAGCCCUGGGUUAUACAGCUGAACUGUCCCGCAACCGAUCAACAUGGCAGGUCGUGUUCAUGUGCUUCAUUCUGGCCUCAGUACCAUAUGGUCUGUCCACCACCAUGUCAUAUGCCUUGAUUGGUGGUGGCUCGGCCAAUAUGAUCUGGGGUUGGAUCGUGGUUUCAUUGAUCAUGAUGUGUGUAGGCGUGUCUCUAGCGGAAAUCACCUCGGUAUAUCCCACUGCGGGUGGUGUCUAUUACCAAACUUUUGCCCUCGCACCCGCCUGGUGCCGUCGCUCCGCGGCCUGGGUGUGUGGUUGGUCGUUUGUCGCUGGUAAUAUCACCAUCACCCUGGCUGUGAACUUUGCGACCGCGCUGUUCUUCAUUGAAUGUUUGAAUGUCUUCAAAGAUUCAGCCGGUGAUGGCAUUGCAGCCGGUCUGGGAACCUGGCAAACGUAUCUCAUUUUCGUUGCUAUCACUCUGUUCUGCCACGCUAUUCCCACGUUCGGAAAUAGGUGGCUCACUCAUAUCGAGACCUUUGCAAUCUUCUGGACUAUCGUGGGUGUAGCUGCGAUUCUGAUCACCAUUUUGGUUGUUGCGCACAGUGGACGCCGAUCUGCGGAAUUCGUCUUCACCGCGUUUGAGCCUCAGUCCAAUUGGCCAGAUGGGUGGUCAUUCUGUAUCGGUUUGCUCCAGGCUGCAUAUGGUCUUUCGGCUACUGGCAUGGUCACCUCCAUGUGCGAAGAGGUCCGUCAACCCGCCAUCCAGGUCCCCCGCGCUAUCGUCGGUGGUGUUGCUCUCAACGCCCUCGCCGGUUUCAUUUUCCUCAUUCCCAUCGCAUUUGUGCUUCCGGAUGUUUCCAUGCUCGCAGCUCUCGCCUCGGGCCAGCCUGUUCCGACCAUUGUGUUGUCUGCGACGGGCAACUCCGCAGGUGCAUUCUGUCUUUUGAUUCCAUUGAUUGUCCUUGGACUCAUUUGUGGAAUUGGAUGUGUCACUGCUACAUCUCGGAUCACUUGGGCGUUCGCUCGUGACGGUGCCAUUCCCGGCUCGGGAUGGUGGAAAAGCGUGAACGACCGUUUCCAAGUCCCUCUGAACUCGUUGCUGUUGGGCAUGGGUAUUGAAUUGAUUCUUGGAUUGAUCUACUUCGGUUCAAGUGCUGCUUUCAAUGCGUUCUCCGGUGUCGGUGUCAUUUUCCUCACCCUGAGCUAUGCCUGCCCCGUUGCCGUCUCUUUGAUUCUCCGUAAACGUCAGGACCUGAAGCGUGGUUCUUACAAUCUUGGAGCUCUUGGCGCUUUCUGCAACGUGGUUUGCAUUGCUUGGUGCCUUCUCGCUAUCCCACUUUUCUCCAUGCCCACGAGUCUUCCCGUUAGCAAGGACACAAUGAACUAUGCGUGCGUUGUGUUUGUCGGUUUCGUGGUCAUCUCAGGUGUCUGGUAUGCUGCUUGGGGUAAGAAGAACUACAUCGGUCCUGCUCUCGAAGAGAUUGAUGGUCAGUCCGACUCCCAAGCCGGUGACCACUCCGACAUCGACAUUGCCUUGCACAAGUGA